Molecule: messenger RNA, 2960 nt
Organism: Drosophila montana
Lineage: Eukaryota; Metazoa; Arthropoda; Insecta; Diptera; Drosophilidae
Product: cytadherence high molecular weight protein 1
Exons: 2
Coding region: 340-2763 (807 amino acids)
Cellular component (GO): extracellular region
Molecular function (GO): chitin binding
Source: RefSeq, a predicted model, not a curated record
UAUGAUGUGAUAACAUUCGGGCGACGCCAUUCGAAAGUGACUUCAAUUGCAGCGCUGACCACAAAAGGUUUUCCGCGCAGGUGCGAACGCAUUUUGGGUUCAGUUUUCACUUAACGCCAAAAACUAGAACACAAGUGAAAUUUUCGUCGUCGUUGCCUAGCCGCAGUCAUAGCCAUAGUCAUAGCCACAAUUUUAGCUGCUGUCCGGCAAUCAUGUCACGUGCUGCGUUCAUUUGGGAUUUGCGAAUGCGCAGCACGUAGUCCGCGUUAGCUGAAUGUUCGCUGGGCUAAUCCAUAAGGUCUUAAUGUCUUCACCCCAACUCUUUUGCAGCGAAAGAAUAUGCCUAUUGUGGCACGCGAGGACAGUGCACCGGCUGUGCAGGAGCCGGAGGCGGAGCCGGAAAUGCCAGCCAGCGGCAGCGCAGCGGAAGCAGCUCCUCUGGUGGGCACAUUGACGCUGCCGAGCAAUGCCACCUCGAUACGGGCGGACAUAACGGACAACUUUUCGUGUGCGAACAAAUCGUAUGGCUACUAUGCGGAUGUGGAGAACGACUGCCAGAUCUUUCAUGUGUGCCUGCCGGUGACCUAUGCGGACGGCAAGGAGAACACCUUCCGCUGGAGCUUCAUUUGCCCCGAGGAGACGAUCUUCAGUCAGGAAUCCUUCACUUGCAUGCGGCGCGAGGACAUGGCCAUUGAGUGCGAGGACAGCUACAGGUACUACGAGCUGAACGGCAACUUUGGCCUGCCCGCGGAGGAGGAGAAGGAGAGCGCCAAUAAGCAGCCGGAGAGCGAACAGCUCGACCAGCAGAAGCCCCAGCCCGAGGAAAGCGAAGAAGCUGCUCAAGCUGCUCCGGCUGAACCCGCUGUAGUUGUCGUCCCCGCUCCGGAGCCAGCGAAGCCCGUGAAGGUGCAAAAGCCCAAGCCAAAGCCGAAUCGCCGCAAGCCCGCCGUCACCUACAACAAGCCCGCCGUCGUAUACAACAAGCCCCAGAGAAAGGCGCCCGUUGUCGUCGCCACAGCAGCUCCGGUUGUUGAAGCCGUCGAGGAACCAGAACCCGAAGUCGUGUCUGUGUCUGUUGUCCCGCAGGCGUCCAAGCCUCUGAAGCCGCAGCGUUUCAGCGUUCGGCCCAAUAAGGAUAAGCCGCAGCACAUCAAGCCGGCUGUGCCUGCAACUGCGGCGCCCAUUCGCAAUGAGCUCUUCAAUUCCAUACGCAAGCGUCCGGCAAUCUUCAACAAGAACAGCGCGUCCAGCACCGCAAAACCUGUGCAGGAGAGCGCAGAGCCAGCGGUCACCGAAGCAGUUGUCCAGGCGGAGCUCAGUGAGCCGCAGCCCACGCUGAAGCUGCAGACAAUGUUUGUGGAGCCAGUUGCCCAGGCCUCCGAGCCGGUUGUGGCUAUUGCAGAGCCAGAGCCAGAGGCAGAGCCGGAGCCGGAGGCAGAGCCGGAGCCAGAGGCAGAGCCGGAGCCAGAACAAACCAAGCUAAAGGAGCCGGUGGAGGAAGCUAGCCCAAUGCCCGAUCAAAUGGUUGAAAUAAAGCCCAUUGAAGCCAUUCCAGAGAUUCCAGCUGUGAUCGUUGAGAGCUUGGCGGAAAAGCCGCAAGAGAUUGAGUCAGCUGAUGAGCAAGUGCCUCAAAUGGAGGUCAUAGCCGCCGAAAGUCCCAUGGAGCCCGCGAUUAUGGAGUCCAGCGGCUCCGGUGAGGAAAGUUUGAACAAUAUUGAAGCGCUGGAGGCGGCCAAGCCAGCGGAUGCGCCCGUCAGCCUGCCAGCUACGCCAGAAAUGGCGAAUCCUAGUCCCCUGGUGGAGCAGAUGCUGGACAACAAUAGCGAGAUGCAGGAAUCUAUUGGCGGCUUCAAGCCCGUCGAUCCAGUCAUGGCUGCUGAGGCGGAACAGCUGAUCACCGACUUUCUGAACACGCUGCGCAAGCACGAGACGAAAACCGAGACUGAGCUGGCCAAUGCUGCCAUGGACAUGGCCGAAACCGUUGAGCAGCAGCAGCAGCCACAAAUUGAAGAGAACGACUCGAAGCCGGCAAUUGAAGAGACCGAAGCGGCAGCGGCCGUUUCCGUUGAGGAGGCCAAGCUGCCGGAGCCCGACACAGUCGAUCCGAUUGCCUCGGUCGAGGAGCAGCUGCUGGAAACGGAGCCACAACUGAAACUGAAGCUGAAACAGAAACAGAAAGAGGACUCGCCCAUCAUCAACAUCAUGCAGCUAAAUCAUUUGCCCGCAGACUAUCAAAUACCCGUGCAGGUGGUUGCAGCACCUGAAGCAGCUGAGGAGUCCGCUAAAGAGACGGAAGUCCAGGGAGCAGCAAUCCAAGACGAUGCACAGGAGAGUCUGGCCUCGGCUGCCUAUAUGCCCGCCAUCAGUAUUGACGACAUUGUGGAGCUGGUCAAGGAGCGUCUCGAUCAGAAUCCCAAGAAUGAGCAGCUGACGCCCAUGGAACUGGUCCUAACACCAGGUGCUGCUGCUCCCAUGACACUGAUAGAGAGCACCGCAGAGCAGAAGCCGGAGGGAGAGCCACAAACGGCAGCUCUCAUUGUGGAGCCGGCGCCAGCUGCUGCAGUGGAGGAGGAGGAGGCACCUAUUCUGCCCAUUUACAAGCGAGUUUCUGUCGCGGAUCCGGCAAUGUCCGCGGCGCAAACCCAGCCGGUGACCGUCAGCAAAGCAGAGACUGAGGUGGAGACUGAGGUGCGUGAGCCCAAGUCCCAGACAAGAAUGGAUGCACGCAAGCGUCGCUUUCUCUUUCGCGCCGAUGCCAGCUAGGAGCAAAAAACCUUCCUCCAAACAAAACCCGCCCGCAAUAAGCAAACCUAAAGCCGUAGCCGUAGCGGAGCCCAUUUCCAAAAAAAAAAAACAAAAACCCACGUCCAAGGCUCCCGACGCUGUUCCCAGCUCAUUUGCAGCUUUACAGACUAUUUUUUGACAUUUUCUAGUUUUAUGGCCAUUUCUUGAAAUUUAAG